GGAAGAUAACGAGAACUUGGGGACUUUUCUUCUCGACAAGUUUCGUGUGCCUGAGUUACAUGGUCGGACAGACUCAGCAGCCGUCGUGUGGUCGUUUCAGGAUCAAUAACUUGGAUGACAUCUGGUGUGAGUGUACGAAGUAACGGGACCUGGACUGAACAUAGUUUUCCUUUCUUUCAUUCAUUUUAUUUGAAUAAAAUGGCGUGCGAAGGAAAUGGUAUGUCAGAUGAAAGAAUCGGAGAAGCCCUGAUAAAGGAGGUCAUAGAGGAAGAGCUAAGGACUGUGCCCUCAGACGAUAUCCCUCCUCUCACUCCACUGGCUGUGAAAGUAAAUACUCGUGAGGAGCAGAAGAUUGUGACCCAGCUAGGCAAAAUGAUCCGAAUUAUUGGUGACCGGGUCAAAGAUGACAAGGAGUUCCAAGAUGCAAUUGAUGGUGUGGCUUGUGUGGAAGGAUCCAAGUGGGAAAAAUUCAAGGUAGUGGCCGACAAAGUCUUUGAACACGGCAUUACCUGGGAGAGAAUAGCUGUGCUCUUCUACGUUGCAGGGAAACUAGCACUCAAGAUGGUGGAGGCUCAUCUGCCACAGUCAGUGAGGGAGAUCCUGAUUUGGACUGUGGAUUUCUUCCGGAAAAAUCUACUGAGCUGGAUUCGGGAACAUGGUGGAUGGAUCAGCAGUUUCUCAGAGCUGACAACAUCCUCCAUGCAGACCGUGGGAUUGAACUCCCAAAACUAUAUCCUCAUCAUCAUCUUCUGUGCUGGCCUGGCUCUAGGAAGUGUUAUCACCUGGAGGCUGACCAGACACUGCUAAGGACCCUCAUACAACAUGCUGCUUGCUUACCCAGUUGCCACUAUUCUACUUUUCUUUUUCUUUUUUUGAGGAUUUUGUGUUGUUAUGUUUUGGCACCACGAUGUCAAAAAUGGUACUUUGGUAUUUUCAUACUUCUAUUGAGACUGUAUUUUAUUAAAUAUUAUGUGUUAUCCUUCGUGUGAUUAGGACACCAAAUUUUAAAAAAAUGGCAGCAUUCU
Messenger RNA from Phycodurus eques (leafy seadragon), 1025 nucleotides. RefSeq names its product apoptosis regulator BAX-like. Gene Ontology annotation, biological process: extrinsic apoptotic signaling pathway in absence of ligand; release of cytochrome c from mitochondria; mitochondrial fusion. The coding region runs from base 115 to 807 and encodes 230 amino acids. Gene Ontology annotation, cellular component: mitochondrial outer membrane. Gene Ontology annotation, molecular function: protein homodimerization activity; protein heterodimerization activity; channel activity. Lineage: Eukaryota; Metazoa; Chordata; Actinopteri; Syngnathiformes; Syngnathidae. The transcript has 6 exons. The record is from RefSeq and is a predicted model, not a curated record.